CGGUUAUGUGAGCGCGCGCGCAUCACUUGCCGGCCCACAGUCGCACGCGCAACCCGUCGUUUGUGCUCACACGACAUUUACCGCGAAUUUUGAAUAUAUUGUUGGAAAAUAAACUUAACAAACAUGUACAAAUCUUUGAUAAUUCUUUGUGUGGUGUACUGUGUUGUAAUUGAGGCUCGUCCCAAAUGGCAAGUCCUGCCACCCAUGCCAGGCUACGUGCCAGUCUACAUCAGGCCGGGCGACACCCCUCUUGAAGAAAUCAACCUGGACUUAGCAGAGGCCUUCCAUGAACUGCCCUCAGGAAGGAGCGUGGGCAAGCAAGUGGAGGCUUCUCCUGAGGCCCCAGAGCAAGCAGACCAGCCCCAACCAGACGAGGUCCCAGCCCCCGCCGACGAAAUAGUCGACCACCGUCCAUACGAAAAGAAAAUUCUAGAAAAGAAAAAGAAAACCGACUCCGAAAUCCCCAAACCGAUCGAACGUAGAUAGAUAAAAACGUACUUAAGCCCUUUAUUUUUAAGUUAUUAAUAUUAAUUCUAAAAUAAUAAACAACAAAUUUCGAAUACUCAGUUUUCUGAAAGCUUGCCAUUAGCUUUAUUUAUUUGAAGUUAUUUAUUUAACUCAAUGUGUAAUCGUAGCUGUUCGCCAUCUUGUAUUUAGAGUACUAUCGAUUCUUAUUGAAGUAAAUAAUUUAUUUCUAUU
This is a messenger RNA of Spodoptera litura, 699 nucleotides long. RefSeq lists its product as uncharacterized. The record is from RefSeq and is a predicted model, not a curated record. Lineage: Eukaryota; Metazoa; Arthropoda; Insecta; Lepidoptera; Noctuidae.